Messenger RNA from Phialemonium atrogriseum, 723 nucleotides. Its product is annotated as MAS20 protein import receptor. Bases 133 to 723 code for a protein of 196 amino acids. Lineage: Eukaryota; Fungi; Ascomycota; Sordariomycetes; Cephalothecales; Cephalothecaceae. The record is from RefSeq and is a predicted model, not a curated record. Gene Ontology annotation, biological process: protein import into mitochondrial matrix; protein targeting; intracellular protein transport. The transcript has 4 exons. Gene Ontology annotation, cellular component: mitochondrial outer membrane translocase complex; mitochondrial outer membrane. Gene Ontology annotation, molecular function: transmembrane protein transporter activity.
CAGCUUCAUCCUGCUUUCGUGCGACAGCCGGCAAUCUAUCUCCUUGAUCUCAUCCCCUACACAAGGCGUCUUCACAUCCUGCCUCCAGUUGCCUGCGGUUAUUUAAUACCUUAACUGUGCUGAGUUCACAAGAUGUCGCAAACCACUGUUGUUGCCACAGCCACAGUUGCUGCUCUCGCGACAGGCGCGCUUGCUUAUGCUGUGUACUUUGAUUAUCGCCGACGAAGCCAUGCCGAUUUCCGCCGAAACCUGCGCCGGAACGAGAGACAACAAGCCCGCGCCGAGAAAGAGGCUGCCGAAGCUGAUGCUGUGAAUCAGAGACGGGCCAUCCGGCUAGCUGUCGAUCAGGCUAAGGAAGAGGGCUUUCCUUCAAACUCUGAGGAGAAAGAAGCCUACUUCCUUGAGCAGGUCCAGGCUGGCGAGGUUUUGGGUGCUGAUCCUGCGAAUGGCCUCGAAGCGGCACUUGCCUUCUAUAAGGCCCUCAAGGUUUACCCUACCCCGGGGGACCUCAUUUCAAUUUACGACAAGACUGUGUCCAAGACCCCGUCCCUAAUCCUGUGGCAGCCGAUCCUCGACGUCUUGGCCGAGAUGAUUGCGUAUGAUGGUACUCUUAAGAUUGGCAGCUACACUGGCGGUGGCGGCGGAGUUGACAUGAACGACAUGAACGACAUGAUGCGUGAGAUGGGUGGAAUGCCUGGAAUGCCCACGGUUGGCCUUGACUAG